UGGGUGGGUUUUUAGUCUAGAUUUAAAGGAACUCAGUGUUGGUAUGUUUAAAGUAGUUUGUUUUGUCUGUUGAUUUAAUGAUUUGGAUGUUGGUUUGUGAUGAACCUGGUGACCUAUUUCUGAACCCUCUCUGCUUUCUGUAAGGUAGAAGAGAAGAAUUGUUAUUUGCUGGUCCAUAUAAAUUCCCAGUAAAUUAAAAAUAACAUAAUUAUAAAAACAUGAAUUUGAAAAUAAAAUAUUUUUUGUGUGCUUCUUUGAACUGCUCAAAUCAGACAUAUUUAAUACAACUUGUGAUUUUUUAUUUUUUCUAAUAUGUAAGAAUGGGAUUCUUUUAUGUGUUUUUGGCAGCAUGAAAGCUGUCACUUUCUUAUUUUCCAUUGAUCAAAUGAUCUGUAUGUUUUUAAAAUGAAAGUCCAAAAUAACUGAUUUUGAGACGGUGUUGAUUUAAUGUUUAUAUUUUAUUCUAUGGAGAUCUGUUUAUUCCCAGCAGGUCAACGUUUUUGAUAUGCUUGUACCACUUUUUCCUAGUCACUUUAGCUUCAAUCUUACAAACGGACAAAUCCACACUCUACGUUUUGUGAGGCUAUGAGCGAAACACAAGACCGUGAGUGGACACUUCCAGACCGAGAGACUGGAGACAGAGUGGACCCAGAACAUCUGUCCAAGCAGAGAAUACCGGAAUAUCCAGGUUAUAUGACUGAAACCUUGCUCUUCUAGAACAUGUGAGGGUUGAAGACAAGAAUCGUGAAAGCCGAGCAAGAAUGUCUGCAUUGAUGGAAGUUGAAGCAGACAAACCCAGAGGGCUCAGCGUGGAAGCCUCAAUACUUGUAGCAUCCAAUUCAGAACUGGAGCAGACUCAAGACAGCAAAGAUGUCAGCCAUCAGAUGUUGGUGAUUAAAGUGGUUCCCCAUGACUGGAGCCCCGGUUUGGACCAGCAGGACCUUGAGCCCCCCCACAUAAAGGAGGAAGAUGAGGAACUGUGGAUCAGUCAGGAGGAAGAGCAGCUUACUGCAAAUGGUGACGAUGAAGAGAAAACUCAGUUAUCAAAGCCUCAUCAGAUCAAAACUGAAGACCACAGAGAUACUGAAGGUUCAACCAGCAGCUCAGCUGAACAGAUGGAAACGGAAGAAGAGGACUGUGGCGGACCAGAACCAGACGGAAACACAAGUCCAGCAUGUUCUCUUCGACAAACUGAGGUGACAGUUAAGGAGAAAAGAAAAACACCUGAUCUGGGUUCCAAAUUCAUGGCUCCUACCGGAGGAAGCCCAUUUCACUGCAAUUUCUGUGGUAAAAGAUUCAAACGUAAGACUAAUGUUAAAUUACACAUGAUGAUCCACACAGGCAGUAGAGAGCAUAGCUGUGAUGUCUGUGGGAAAGGAUUUAAAGAAAAACAUUAUCUUCAGACACACAUGAGACUCCACACUGGAGAGAAACCUUUCGCCUGUGACCAGUGUGAUAAAAGGUUUCACGCAAAGACGAGUCUUAAAACUCACCUGAAGGUUCAUUCAGGGGAAAAACCUUUUCCGUGUGAUAUUUGUGGCACAAGGUUUAAAAUGAAGGGAACUCUUAAAAACCACAUGAUGAUUCACACCGCAGAGAAACCAUUUGUGUGUACCGUGUGCAGUAAAGGAUUUUCACUUCAAGUCCACCUAAAGAGUCACAUGUGUGUCCACACAGGGGAGAAGCUGUUCACUUGCAGUGUUUGCACAAAAGGAUUUUCACAGCAAAUUCAUCUAAAGAUUCACACGCGCAUUCAUACCGGAGAGAAGCCGUUUAUUUGCAGUGUUUGUUCCAAAGGAUUUUCACAAAAAGAGACCUUAAAGAGGCACAUGUGUGUUCACACGGGAGAAAAACCGUUUAUUUGUAGUGUUUGCAGUAAGGGAUUUUCACAAAAAGAGACACUGAAGAGACACAUGUGUGUUCACACCGGUGAGAAGCCAUUCGUUUGUGGUCUUUGUUCUAAAGGAUUUUCCCAACAAAUUCAUCUGAAAAGUCACAUGCGUGUUCACACAGGAGAGAAACCAUUUGUUUGUAGAGUUUGUGCCAAAGCAUUUUCAAAACAAGAGUCUCUAAAGAGACACGUGUGCUCUCACAGAAGAUAAACUUUGUGGUAAAGGAACAGGUUCUUCCUGUCGUCCUUCAAAUUUCUUUAAAGGGAAAGUGAAAAUGGUUGCUCUAAUAGGAAGAGCUGUUAAAUUACAUUUAAUGAGGAGGUCAGAAGUGGGGCAGUGUUUUUAAAGUCAACAUUAUGGCCUUUUAGAAAGUAAUCAUCAAAUUUAUUCAAGCUUUAAUUGUGAAUUUGAACUGACAAAGUGGAUGUUUAUGCAAAUCAAUUCAAACGGCCUCAUAGGCCAUAGAUUUAGGUCAUGAAAACUGUCAAAACAUGGAGAUGUCAGCCUGGUAUUUCAGAAGUAUACAUCCUUGGUGGAGUGUUAUGCUCAAAGUUAUUUAUUUUAAUAUUCGACUUGACAUGUGGACCCGACAAGAAAUAUUUGAUCUUAUUUUUGCUCAUUUGAAAAUCCACGUAGUUGGUGAACAGAGUACAUGACGGUAUCUAAAAUUUUAUAUAAUGUUUAGUUGUGCAUCAAUUUACUUAUUUAUUGUUAUUUUUAUGUAUUAUUUAUGUUUGAUUUGACUCCAAAUAACGCAUCUUAAUGUCUUUGUAAAGUUUCUAGAGUACAGUUGUUAUAUUAAAUGCUUUUACUUUCUCAAA
Poecilia reticulata (guppy) is the source of this 2713-nucleotide messenger RNA. RefSeq lists its product as uncharacterized. Gene Ontology annotation, biological process: regulation of transcription by RNA polymerase II. The record is from RefSeq and is a predicted model, not a curated record. NCBI's taxonomy places the organism in Eukaryota, Metazoa, Chordata, Actinopteri, Cyprinodontiformes, Poeciliidae. Gene Ontology annotation, molecular function: RNA polymerase II cis-regulatory region sequence-specific DNA binding; DNA-binding transcription factor activity, RNA polymerase II-specific.